GCUCAACCUCGGUCUCUAUUUACCGGAUAUGCAGACUGAAAUUUAGCAGUACGAGACACAGACCAUAUUAUUUCCACUCCCACCAAUGACCAAACUAAACCUAAGUGCUAGUAUUAACGUCUCACGUUUACUCUACAACCCCGCAUUGUGCUUGCCCAACCUCAUCAUCCCGACGUUUGAGACGUUGCCGAUUCCCUUACAGUUUCCUCACCAGCCGGCGAAUGUCACCAUCAAGGCGGUGGUUUUGGACAAGGACAACUGUUUCGCCAAAGACCAUGACGAUAAGGUCUGGCCAGCCUACUCGGCGGUAUGGGAGAGGCUCCGCAACGAAUACCCCAAGGAGAGCUUGUUGAUUGUCAGCAACUCCGCAGGUACGGACGACGAUAUCAACCACGUACAAGCCGAAAAGUUGGAGCGCGACACCGGUGUGACCGUUUUGCGUCACUCUACUAAAAAGCCCGGCUGCCACGCGGAAAUCAUGGAGUACUUCCAGUCCCAGGGUUUGGUGGAAGGACCCCAUGAGGUGGCCGUAGUCGGCGACAGGCUCUUCACAGACAUGCUCAUGUCGAACAUGAUGGGUUCUUGGGGGGUCUGGGGUAUAAACAUUCAUCACCUGCAUACUGUGGCAAGGGCUCGUGGCUGGUUCCUACAUGAAAAAAAAAUCGAUGGACAACCUUUCAACCGCUUGCUCUCCUUCUUCCCCAUACACACCCCCGCCAUUAUGAGCUCCCGCGGUAUGAGAAGGCUUGAGAAACAGCGUCUCAAGAGCCUUGCGCCUGUUUCCAGCGAAAGUGAACCUGAAGAAGAGUACACGCCAAAGACCAACGCGUUUGCGUUUUUGGGUGGCGAAACCUCAGAAGAGGAAACCAGCACAGACUACGAGGACUGCCUGCAGGGUGACUCCAAUGAGCCACUUCCGCAGCCGGUAAAGAUCAGCGCACCGAAAAAGGCCCGAAAGAUCAAACAGACACGCAAGAGCAAACAACCAGUGGUGGAUAGCGACGAGGAGCUCGAUCGGAUUUUGCAGGAGUACGCGGUAAAGGAAGAGAAAAAAGAGGUCCAGGAAGCUGAUUCGGAGGACGAGGAGACUCUGCCAGUGUCUGAGGACGUUAUUGAUCCAUGCUUCAAGGUAUUCACGCCCGCUCGGUUCGCGCGCUGCGUCGCGCUUCUCGCGCUCGAUCCACGCGACUUGGACCCCGACAGAGAGUUCCGCAACUUGUUUGGGAACCUCCUGAUAGAGGCAAUUGAGGAUGCAGACUCCACAUCCUCGUCGUUUAUCUCCCCCGAGCAAAUGAAGCAGAUCCAGAAGAUGAAAAAGCUCGUGCGCGGCUGGGGUGGCAGUGACCGCCGCUCGAUCCCUGGAACCACACGCAAACUUGUGCUCACCAAGAUCCGCGACGACUGGCUACCGUCGCCACGGAAAGAAGUGGGCAUGGAGGAGAUUUCAGCUCAAGCUCUAGUGGAGUUGAAGAUGAGCCAGUCUGAGGACUGGAUGGAUGUGAUCAGAGAUGAAGUCGCCGAAGAGGCACGCCGCGGGAUCAAGUAUUACAAAUUCACGCGUAACGUCGAUGAUCGUCUCACGAAUGCCAAAUUCUAUGUCGCGACGGCUGUCACGCCUGACCACGAGGCGUUGAUCGGGCUCAUGCACCUGGCACCGUACCACGUGGAGACGCUCAUCCAGGUGGCCACCAUUCUCGUUAGACAAGGCGACAAGAGUAACAGCAGCGGCUUGACAGAACGCGCGCUCUUUGUAUUUGACCGCGCGUUCCCGAAGUUUUUUGAGUUUGGCUCUGGGAUGGUCCGUCUUCCGUUUGCGUAUGCGCUCAACCGCCAGUUCUACCUCGCGUGUUUCCGUUAUAUCGGGGUGUUGACCCAGAAGUCAACCUUCUACACGGCUCUCACAUGGUGCAAGUUGUUGCUAUCGCUCGCCCCAGCGGAGGACCCGUAUGGUGUGCGCUACUUCAUUGACUUCUACGCCAUCAUGAGCGGGGAAUACCGCUAUUUGGUUCGCUUGUGCGAUUCGCUGUUGGUGACGACAUACGCCCGCUGGCUCACCCCGGGCCUUGCCUACUCCAAGGUGCUUGCGCUCUUGUACCUAGAAGAACCAGUGCAGGCGGCCGCGGCAUUGAAGCAGGCAUAUUCCAGAUACCCCUACACGGGUUUCCAGCUCUUGGAAACCGUGGGUUUGGCGUUCCAUGUUCCAAUCGACCCCAAGUUGUUGCAGGUUGGCCCGGAGGUGGCACUCGCGACGGAGACGUAUCUCGUGCGUGCAGCUGCCAUGUGGUCAGAGGCCAAGCACCGCCAGUUCUUGCACGACACGCUCCUUCUGUUGGUAGGGACAAAGGUAGAGAGCACCAAAGAAGCAGCCGUGACGGAGCUCAUUCCGGCAAACUUGUUGAGGCACGCUAUCUUGUCCGGCGAGAGCAAGUUGAUGGCCAAAAUUCCGGCAGAGGUCUGGGAAGACAACGAGAUCUUUGACUAUGAUGUGCUUCCGCCGCAUGCGGACAAGAGCGGCCAGGUCGAACGCUUCACGGACUAUGUGGAUGAUAAUUUGGUGGCGGAAGCAAUCGCCGCGAGAAGUCAAGAUGACGACAUGAUGGAGAUGAUCCGCCAGAUGAGCUUGCGGGGGCAGGACCAAUAGACUUCACUGUCAAAGGAUAGUUAUAAGACGUAGAGAUUAUGGGUUUGACCGAACACUGGUCAACUCCAGAUCGUGGUGGAUAGACAUAAAUGCUAUAGUCGACUAUGAUUUAACUUUUACAUUUAACAGUUUCUAUCGAUAUUUAUUAUAACAAACAUCACUCAGGGU
Babjeviella inositovora NRRL Y-12698 is the source of this 2809-nucleotide messenger RNA. RefSeq lists its product as uncharacterized. Bases 86 to 2641 code for a protein of 851 amino acids. Gene Ontology annotation, biological process: ribosome-associated ubiquitin-dependent protein catabolic process; rescue of stalled cytosolic ribosome. The record is from RefSeq and is a predicted model, not a curated record. The transcript has 5 exons. Gene Ontology annotation, molecular function: phosphatidylglycerophosphatase activity. Gene Ontology annotation, cellular component: RQC complex. NCBI's taxonomy places the organism in Eukaryota, Fungi, Ascomycota, Pichiomycetes, Serinales.